Molecule: messenger RNA, 345 nt
Organism: Anthostomella pinea
Lineage: Eukaryota; Fungi; Ascomycota; Sordariomycetes; Xylariales; Xylariaceae
Source: the annotation of a GenBank genome assembly
AUGGCCUCAACGCGUGCCACCACCGGCAACUCCAAGCCACGCGUCCACAUGACCGUUAGCACUGGUCCGGAGCGCCAAAAGCGCGGAACCACCACUGGGGCUACCAAGCGCACCACCGCGCCCAAGAAGACAGCAGGCACCAGCGCCGGUGUCAAGAAGCCUCGAGGCCAACCGCCCAUGGCCGCCGCCCACCACCACAAGCGAAAGCCGCACCUCAGCGACAAGAUCGAGGGUGCCGCCGAGAAGGUGGUCGGCAAGAUCACGCGCAAGCCGGGCAAGAAGGCCGCCGGCACCAAGAAGAUGCGCGGAACCGACGGCAAGAACAGCAGGACCAGGAACGCCUGA